UGGAAGAUGAUUGUCGGUGUUCAAUUGCUUUUCCUCUUAAUCGGGGUAUUGUUUGCAUUCUUUUCGCCCACUCGGAGCCAGGAGCUGCCCCAGGAGUGUGGAAAACUGAGGGAGACCCAGCUUCACAAUGAGAUGGAGAUCACCGCCGCGAACGAGUACACCUGGAUUGGUCGUGUGGGCUACGGGGAGUCGAGUAAUCUGAACACCAAAUUCUCAUGUCUGGCCGUGCUGAUCCACCAGCGGUUUGCCAUCCUUCCGGCUCACUGUGUCCUGAUCGAUGAUGAUAACUCCACAGCCAUGUUCAUCCUUUUCGGAGACUGGCGCGCCAAUAGAAACUUCAAGACGGGUGACUGCCGCCUGGAGAGGGGCUCUACCACAUGCACUCCGCCACCGCAGGCGGUGGACAUGGAGCAGAUCUCGGUGCAUCCACAGUUCAAGUUGGGAAAUCACGACUACGAUAUUGCCCUGGCCAAGAUGGUGCGGAACGUGGAACUCUCGGAAUUCGUGCAGCCUCUGUGCCUGCCGCCAGCUCAAGGGAUCGAGGGCAACCACAUCUCCCGACGGUUGGAGAUGACGGGAUUCACGCAGGAGCAUUCCUGGAAUGAGGAAAAGAUCCAGGACGUGGAAUGGCGGCGAAAGGUGGUAAGACAUACGACCAGCCUGGAGUUCUGCAUCGCUCUAACGGAGGCUCUUGACGAGCUGACCCUCUCCCAGAAUCACCUGUGUGGUGUUGAAAUUGAGGGGAAUCACCUCAUGUCUGGGUCACCGCUGAUGGAUGUCGAGGUGGUGGAUGGAAAACCUCGAAACUUCUACCUGGUCGGAAUAAACACCUUUGGAACAGUUUCUGGUACUUUUUCUCCUAUUUACAUAGACGGAUUCAUGCGCAUUUUGCCAUUUAGGAACUGGAUCUUGAAAAACAUUGAAUAUGCUUUGCCAUAGACACUUGGCCAUAUCGCUUUGAAGUAUAACAUUUGUAUAUCUUAAUAUUAAAAUAUGCAGGAAAUAAGAAUUAAACUUAUUAGAUUUUAGAAGAGAUUUCUGUAAAUAUUAUGUCAUGUUCUCUCAGAUUAAAGUUUCUCAGUGAUCAUCUGAACAAAAGCUUUUGUAACCCUCUAUCAAAAUCAUUCGAUCUACUCAUUGGCAUUUAGUUUAUUCAAAAGCUUUCUUAGAAUAUGUUUUCCGGUAUUCAAGUAGGAAAGUAUUGAAGAUAAGAAACACAUUAAUUUGAAAGAUGAACCAAACUAUAAACUAAAAGAUUUUAAGUUACAUUUCAUUGUUUAAACUGUAUAAU
Molecule: messenger RNA, 1291 nt
Organism: Drosophila serrata
Lineage: Eukaryota; Metazoa; Arthropoda; Insecta; Diptera; Drosophilidae
Product: phenoloxidase-activating factor 3-like
Biological process (GO): proteolysis
Molecular function (GO): serine-type endopeptidase activity
Source: RefSeq, a predicted model, not a curated record